Pomacea canaliculata is the source of this 1913-nucleotide messenger RNA. RefSeq lists its product as uncharacterized. Bases 106 to 1065 code for a protein of 319 amino acids. The transcript has 5 exons. NCBI's taxonomy places the organism in Eukaryota, Metazoa, Mollusca, Gastropoda, Architaenioglossa, Ampullariidae. The record is from RefSeq and is a predicted model, not a curated record.
UAUCCUCCCUCACUUUUUCCUAGAAAUCUGACUCCUGCACCUCCUAGUUCCUCUCAUGACCCACUUUUGCUGGAACCCGGAUUUUGGCCUGCCUGGACGCAGACGAUGGCUCAGCUGCAUGCUGGGAAGGCAACCACCCGUUACCAAGUAACCGGCGAGUGUGCCAAUCGAUUCGCGCCAACGUCUUCUGCGACCAUGCGGCGGGGAAGGAGGAGGAGGAGGGAGGAGGAGGCGAGAGAAGGAGGAGAGAGGAGGAGGAAGCGAGAGGCAGACGACACACGCGCUGGCACCAGCCGCAGACAGUUGCUCAGUGGCUGCCAGGCUCCACACAUCAGUUCUCGUCAGGAAGGUGGUGCGACUAAAGACAGCUGUGCUUUGGAGGACGGUAGGGGGCAGCAGCGGUCGGAGUUUGGAUUUCUUCAUCCAGCCCCUCCACCAUCGUGUGUGACUACUAUGACAGCCGAAGCCACCAUGUCGCGCUACAACAACUGGAUGGCGCGGCCACGCGGGUACCGCUACGGCUCGUGGCUGACGUUCUACGGGUGCGGGGCGCACGUGGUUGGCUUCUCCACCGCCAACUGGCUGACCAGCAGCCGCUCCGACUGUCUGGGUCUGUGGUCCUACUGCAACCGCUCGUCCUGCUGGCAGAUCAGCACCCAGGACUCACCAGACUGGAUUGAGUCUACCCGCGUACUCGACUGCAUCGGGGUGGGGCUGACGGCGCUGUGGGUGCUCAUCGGUUGUCCGUGUGACUGUCUGAAGUCCCAGCAGCAACGGUACCGGCGGCUCACCCGCUUAGAAGAAAUUGUGGCCAUUCUCUCAGGAUGUUUCGGGCUGCUGGCUGCAGGCAUGCUGACGAUUUGGUUUCAAGAAGGACAGGCGUUGGGACGACUUCAGCCUCAGCUGGUCCUUCUGGCUCGUGCUGGGCGGAGCAUGUGGAUGCUUGCUGGGCGGAGUCGUGGUGGCUGUCACGCGCUCGUCGUCCAGCACCGCCCCCAAGCCGGUGACGAGGUGCAGCAGACUUCGGGUGCCGUUCGCAGCGGAUGGGACCAUCUCCCCCAGUGAUGUAACUUCCGGAACUAGCGCCUUUCCCUGCAUCUUGGACAGACAGAGGCGGGACUGCUUGGUGAAGGCGGCUACUCCCCUCGCAUAUUCAGUGUUUUUUCGACCACCUUCGGGGAGCGUGACCCUCACGGGGCGGAGCUAUGGCGGGAAAGAGGCGGGGCUAAUUGUUGGAGGGACCCAUUCCCUCCGCCUCCGCCGUAUUCCGCCAGUGAGCAGGCUGUUGGCGUUCUUGACGAUGCCGGGGAGGUAGGUCGCCAUGAGACGAUGCCCUCCCCUCCUCCACCCUACGAAUCAUGUGUCGGUGGUCAUUCUGCGCCCCUUCCCCCUCCCCCGCCAUACUACUACAACCCCUACCCACCCCACUUAUGUUCCUCCUGCUCAGAAUGGCGACGUCCGACAAAGCUUUCCGGAUAUGACCUGAAGAUGACCAGGAACCACUCGCUGAGACCUUUAUACGUCGUGAAGGAAGGAAACAGGAAAACGCGAGGCUGUCGUAACAGGAAACCUGGAAGUGAAGCGAAUGAAAAUAACAACAACAACAAACCACGAUGAUGACGUUGGCAGUGAAAGGAAGUGGUGAUGGUGGUGAUGUUGAUGGUUGAGGUGGUGAUGGUGGUAGAAAUAAUCUGAUGGGAUGAACGAUGUUAUAUUCCGGUGGGUGCCUACAUGUGUGGUAUGUGUGUGAGAGAGAGAGAGAGUACAGUGAGUUUGUGGAGGGGUGAGAGGGUAGAGUGUGUGUGUGUCGCAUGUGUCUCCUGUGCUGCUGUGAGUGGUGUACGUGGAGUUGUUUGUCCGACACGUGUGUGACGAAUAAAGUUGGCGAAGAUUCAGGGCAAGAUUCUGUUUUU